CUUUUCAUCAAUAUUUUAUCAAAAUGAUCGAAAUGUCAUCAAUCAAAUGACAGACUAACCCUAUUUCUUGAUAUAUUCAAUCACUUUUGAUCGACAAGGUCAUUCACUUUAUCUUUACCUGUCCUUUCACGUAUCCUGACACCCUGGCGGCACUAAGACUUUACGAAGCUGAUGAACAGUUGUUCACCUCUAGACCUGCGGCAAGUGCUAUGUUAAGGAUGAAUUCUACAGAAGAAGAAGCAGUUACCCAAGCUGAUGCUCUGCAGCGGUUCCGUGACGAAGUCAAGUCCAUUGCACCUGAUGAAAAGUUAGAAGAUGAAAAGUUUAUGUUGUCAUGGCUUGAAGCAAGGGGUUAUGAUAUCCCAGCUGCAGUGGCCAUGUUGAAGAAAAGCAUGGAGUGGAGGAAGCAAAUAGGGGCAGAUACAAUCCUGGAAGACUUCAAACCCCCUGAGGUCCUUGAGAAAUACUACACGGGAGGCGUGUGUGGUUUUGACAAGGAAGGGCGGCCUGUUCUUGUGGACCCAUGGGGAGACCUUGACUCAAGAGGUUUGUUGAAGUCUUGUAAGAAGUCUGAUAUCAUGAAGUAUGAAUGCCAGACUAUGGAACAACUCACUAAAGUAUUUGCGGAACAAUCGAAGAAGAUGGGCAAGCCGAUUCAUCAGUUUGUCCUUAUCUAUGACCUCGAACACUUAGGUAUGAAGAAUCUUUGGAAACCUGGCAUCGAUCUCAGCAAUGAAAUUACUGCGCAGUUAGAGAAUAACUACCCUGGGAGACUCAAGGUGACAUAUGUUGUUAAUGCUCCCAAACUCUUCCCACUUCUCUUCAACAUGAUUAAAACUUUCAUGUCUGAUGCAACGAUCAGCUCAGUCCAGGUACUCGGAACCGAUUGGAAGGACACUCUUCUCAACGUGAUCGAUGCGGACCAACUUCCUGUCAAAUAUGGAGGCACCAUGAAAGAUCCAGAUGGCGAUGAAUCCUGCAAAAGCAUGAUUCUGUAUGGUGGGAUCAUUCCUCAAUCCUUAUACAUUGGUCUCGCCCAUGAACAGUCAAACAGAUCACUCCUGGAAACAAGCGUCAAGAGCCACUCCAGUCUUAAUCUACCCUUCGAAGUAAAAGAACCAAACAGCACGAUGAGUUGGGAGUUCAGAACUGAAAAAAAUGACAUCGAAUUCGGAAUCUUCCAUAAGAAGUCUGACAGUGAAGAUGAAAAGGACAUGCAGAGUAUCAUUCCCAAGCAGAGAGUCAACAGUCAUAUGGUCCCAGAGACGGGGGCUGUUACUUGUCAGGAGGCAGGCACAUACAUUGUCAAAUUUGAUAAUUCCUACAGUCGCAUGAGAAGUAAGAAGUUGUUCUACUCAGUCGAUAUUACGGGACCAGCACAAGAAGCUUAAGGAUGGAUAAAGGAAAUAACAAAAAAUGGAAAUUUUAUCAUGUAGUUUUAGAACAGAAAAUUUUAUCUCCUAGUUUUAGAAGAAUAUUCAUUUACAUGCUGUAGCUGUCAAGGGACUAUUUUUGGUGAGUUUUGUGUAUUGCAAGCAACAGAAACCAAGCCAAAGAAGUGACCAUCAUCAGAGCCAUCUAAUAUUUAACUUUCCUGUUCCUAUCGUGAGUAAAAGGCGGGUAUUACUGUGGAAUCCAUAAUAAUUUUGGUUGAAUCAACCAUUCUGAAAAAAGUCCCAGAAUGUUACCUUUUCUACUGUAUUUAUGCAAUCAGUCAAGUGACCUCAACUUUAAGUAUUGAGUUAUUUCUGGAUUUUAACAUGUACAGAUCUGGAGAUACUUUUGAUUCAAUCUUAGUGACAAGGAACAAGAAUAUUUAACAUGUACUUAAGACUGUUUAUGUCAAUGCUCAAAGUUUUAUUCAAAAACGCCCUUUUACCAAAGCACAAACCGUAGUGAACUCAACUGUAUCUGAUUUUCUCCCAUAUGCAUUGCGGAAGUCCGUUAAAACUGGAAGAAUAUAAGGAGUAUUAACGAGAGUAUUAGUUUUGUCUCAAUCACUGUAAUUUAUGCAACCAUUAGGCUGAGUAUAGAAUGUAUGACAUGAUUCACGUGUCAUGAGUCGCUAGUGAGCUGAAGAAUGAACAAAGUCAAUUCCAUAGUACAGGCUACUCAGGUGUACCUGUGUCAGGGUCUGUUGUAGAAAGAGGUUGAGAACUCCGAGGGUUAAAUUGGCAAUACCCAGCAACUUGUUGGGACACUAAUUACAUUAUGCACCUGGUUUCAGUCAUCGUUCAUGAGCUGUUUCAAAAAUUUGCCCAAAGGGUUAAAUUCUUGCCAUGGUCACAAUUAUUUACAUUUCAAUGGUCUUGACAAAUGCAGUUUUCUGUUGAUAGUUUAGAGUUUGUGAAUGUUUAUUUGGUUUGUUUGAUGAUUAUGUGAUGUUUACUAGAUAUUGAUGCAAAUGUACAUAAUAGUAUUUAUUCUAUAUUAUACAGUGACUUACUAGUUGAUGCAAUAGUAUAAUGAUAUAUGCAAGUGUAUGUUACAGUAGUGCUCAAAUGUGGAGAAUUGUCAGUAUGUGUUAAGAUGUUAUGAUAAGUGUUUUAAAUCAAUACUCAAAGCUAGCAGAAGAUUAUCAUGUUGUCACAAAUAACGUUUCAUGUGCCACUGGUAAGAUAUCACAUUGUUCACAGCCUUAGUAAAUUCAGUAUUUUAAUUUUGAUUGCUUGAAAGAACAAUGUGGGAAUCGUGAGAACAUGUGGAAAUCGUGAACAUACAUUUUGACUGUCUACAUGCAAAUGUGUGGCUGCCUUUUGUUCUCCUGGAUAUUGUAGAGUACAGGGUACAUGUAUGAUAGAGUACUUAUGUUUUGACUGUUAAUUGAAAACCUGUGGGGAAUAUUUGCUCCGUCGUUGUUGAUGCGGAUGACGUUGCACACUUCAGUCAUCUGUACCAUUACUUGAAUUUGUUUGUUGAAAAAUGGUGGUGUAAUCAAUAAUUGUUAGUAUUGACAAUGUUGUGCAUGUUCAAUUUACUUGAAAUUUUUCAUUCCUUUCGUUAAAAUUACGUUUAAAUUAAAAUGUAUGGGUGAUUAUUAUUUAUUCCAUAGGUUAUGCAUAUCAAAUUUAUUCUUAAUCGUUUCAGCAAUUUUAUGAUUUAUGACCAGUUGAUUGAGCACAUGUGGUUCCUUAAUUUUCGUCAUAAUUUAAACUAUUUAUUACCAUUUUCUUUGUGCUAUCUUUCAUGAGUUGUUGAUUUUUCUUUAUUUAGAAGAGUGUCAUCUUUAAUUCUUACAUACCAAGGCAAGGAUCUACAAGAUAAGCUGUGAUGUUAUGUUCCCAGUCAAUAAAAUGCAAUUAUUUUGGCGUAGGGUUUUCUUUAGCGCCAUAUUCUAUCACUGGGUUCAUAUGAGAGGUUGGUGUCCAAUAAAAUGACAACAUUAGCAAAUGGUUUGUUAUGCGUGUCCUGUUUAGAGGGCGUUAUUGAGAUGUGGGUCAGGAAAUGUUCCCAAACAUUCCACAAGCUGCCUGUGCACACUUUUAGAUGCAUAUGUGUAGUGGACUCUACAGAGUUACUAACUAUGUACCAGCAGUCUGUAUAAUAGCAGUAAAGGUGCAGGGUAUGUUAAAACAACUUUUACAGCUUUCAAAAAAUGUCAACUUGUGAGACCCACACGUUCCCAUUUUGACAUUUGGGACAAUUGCGGAAUGUUUGUUAAUCUGUUUCUGGUUCCGUGAUAAAAAGUUUUAAAAAAUCUGUUCAUUUUGUUUAGUUUAUUUCAACAUUUGGGAAAUAUUGUAAAGUUGGAAUCCUAUCUAAAUCAUAUUAGUACUCACAGCCUUCUUUAAUAAGUAAUAAAUGUUAAACUCUAGUGUGAUAAUGUUUAGCAAAAAACGUGGUAUUGUACUUAAUAUGGUUACACGCAGUACAAUUCCGGUCAGAAUGGACGUACCCUUCUUGGUGUAUGCUGUACAUGGCCAUGAUAGUGUAUAGCUGGUGCCCAGUGCACAUGCAGAAUUCGCAUUAUCAUGACGCAGUGAGUUGUGUAGGAAUCUGGCAUAUUUUCCGAUGUGAAGUGAUUUCAUGUAACUAAACAUGAUAUUUUUGAGCACUGAACAUGUUCAUAUUGCUGAUAGCAUGCUAGCAAUCUACAGGCAAGGUGCUGGUACAUACACAUGUAGGCUUUGUGAAAAAUUGCUCUUGUAGAGUUUAAGUAACAUUUACGAUGCCCGCGUGCACAUUGAUAGGUAUGUUGAUUGUGACCAGUACUGUACAUGUAUAUGGUAAGUGUUAUAUUGUGUAUAAGAUGAUGUAGAUGGUCAGAAUAUUUUUGCAAUUGAAAUUGUAGAUGUUUUAGAAUGAAUAUUAAUCGGGUAGCCCCAAACUUCCUUUUGAGUGUAUAAAAUAUCUAAAUCCAAACACUGCAAACUGGCAAACUUUUACUGCAGUUGUAUAUUUGUGGAAUUUGCACAUAACAUCAAUUCACAAAAAAGUAAGAAUUAAAAUAAUUUUUUUAAACAAAAAGACAUUCAAUAAAAAGUAACGGAUUCUUUUUCUUUCUCAGAAAUUUUUGUGAAUUGCAAAAUCAAAUAGGCCCAAAAAUGGGCAGUUUACAUGACCUUAAUUCAAAUAAUGCCAGUGCAUAAAUGUAAUGAUUUAAUGGUCAGUUUGAGGCUGGUGGUUGAUAUGUCAUUAUUUAGUAUAAAUGGGCAUGUAGAUUGACCAGUAGUAAAACACCCCAUCAGAACCUGAUACUGUUUCACAGUUGUGCUGAUAACUUGCCCCUGUAAUACCUAAAUAAGUAAAAAUAAAUAAAAAUCGUAAUGGAGAAAGUACCUAAAUGCAAUCACAUCAGGCUUUUUUUAAUGUAAAGACUUUUCAAUUGAUGCGUUUUGAAUUCGUGCAAAUUGAUGAGCUCAAACAUACCAGGAUGUGCACCAGUGAGUAGGCCUACCUUGUAUCACUCGUUUAGGGUUUAUCUGAAGUCUAUUUGUAUAUGUUUUGUCAAUAUUGGGAACAUUUUAAGUGCAUGUGAUAGCAGUACUGGUAAUUCUGAUGGUGAUGUUCAGUAGAACUUGAUGUUAGAUGAAAUAAAACUUCAAUCAAUCAA
Lineus longissimus is the source of this 5053-nucleotide messenger RNA. RefSeq names its product SEC14-like protein 2. Lineage: Eukaryota; Metazoa; Nemertea; Pilidiophora; Heteronemertea; Lineidae. The transcript has 12 exons. The coding region runs from base 210 to 1391 and encodes 393 amino acids. The record is from RefSeq and is a predicted model, not a curated record. Gene Ontology annotation, cellular component: cytoplasm.